AUGAUUUGGUCUCCCCACCCGGCCUCGAGUUGGGUUUCAUCCGUUUCUCAUACCUACUUUGAGGAGGACGUGCAACCCCCUGCUGUCAAUGUCGAUCCCGGGGAACCGUCUGCCCCUGACGCACUUGCAGUCUUCUUGCACGUCACACAUAUGAUGCAGGAAUAUUAUAAUAAGCGCGAAUCGCUUUUGACAGCACGAUUUUACGACGAACGAUUGACUCUGCUACCUCUUCUUGGGAAAAGGGUCUAUCCCGCUCCUUGUGAACCCUCGAAAUACGAUGACGACUACGAUGUCACCAUGCUACCAGAAGGCUCAGAAUUCCAUACGUGUUACGGGCGUUUGUUCUGGAGAUUCGGCGCUGCUCUGCAGUCGGACGUGGGAUCUUCUGUGACACCGAUAAACGGUCAUUUUAACGAUCGGUACUCUGUUUUGGGGAUGAUCAACAUUUUUAACGCGCUCCUCAUUCGUGCUACCGAACUUUCUCUUGCAAACUGCGGAGUAGAGGUAUAUCACAAUCUCAUAAUGGGGAUGGAUUCAAGAAGUGAGGUGCAUGUUACACUAGAGAAAUGCUGUGGGACGCUGAGAAAAUUCGAAACACUGCUGCCAAGAGUUAUUCGGUCUCUUUCGAAGAAAGUCGCAAUGUACGACCUCAUGACGGGAAGGCUCUAA
This is a messenger RNA of Coccidioides immitis RS, 669 nucleotides long. RefSeq lists its product as uncharacterized. The transcript is spliced from 7 exons. The record is from RefSeq and is a predicted model, not a curated record. NCBI's taxonomy places the organism in Eukaryota, Fungi, Ascomycota, Eurotiomycetes, Onygenales, Onygenaceae. Bases 1 to 669 code for a protein of 222 amino acids.